UCAUUCAAAACCAAAUAAAUAAAUAAAUAAAUGCAAAAGAGACCAGGAUGUGAACCUAGCAUGACACAGCCCCCUUCCUGGUCUGGCUCCACCCUUGCCCGGAAGCUGCCUUUGAAAAUGCAUGCAUGGUCCACCCCCCAACACCCCCCAAAUCCUCCAGCAAUAUAAAGAUUUAGGGUACCCCAUCUGCAUUGAGGAAGGAUCUGGAGCGAUCUGAAUUCCUUCCCUGCGGCUCCCUCUUUGUGAGAUCAGCCCGGAAUGAAAAUGGAGGAGGAGCAAGACCUGGCGGGCAAGGGGACGAGGAGGAACGACCCCUGGGCACUCCAGCCCGAGACCGUCGGGGAAUUCCUUCCGAGGACGCUGGGAGAAGAGAUUAAGCAGGAACCGGACGAGGGGUCCCUGCAGCAGUGGGAGGCCCAGUGGCAAGAGUUCCUGAAGACGGUGGAAUCCCCUCCGCCGGGAUGGGUGUCCCCGAACUUGCCAGAAGAGGCCUGGGACGACACGAAGGGCUUCCUGGCCUCCUUCGAGCAAGUGGCCAAAGCCUGCCGCUGGCCCAAGGAAGAGUGGGCAGCCCGGCUCCUGCCGGCCCUCAGCGGGGAAGCCGAGCGAGCCUUUGGCAACUUGGAGGCGGCGGACAGAGAGGAUUAUGGGAAAGUGAAGGCAGCCAUCUUGCGAGGGGAUGUCACGUGGCGGGAGGAGCAGCGCCAGCGCUUCCGGCGCUUCCGCUACCAGGAGGCUGAGGGUCCUGGAGGGGCUCACAGUCGCCUCCGGGAGCUCAGCCAGCAGUGGCUGAGAGUCGAGAGCCACACCAAGGAGGAGAUCUUGGAGCUGCUGAUCCUGGAGCAGUUCCUGGCCAUCCUGCCUCCAGAGAUGCAGAGCUGGGUCAGGCCGCGCGGGCCGGAGACCUGCUCCCAGGCGGUGGCCCUGGCAGACGACUUCCUGCUGAGGCUGCGGGGAGCCAAGAAGCCGUCAAAGCAGGCAGCAUUUGAGGAGACAGAUACAAGCCGGGCCUUGUCUGAUAUCGAGCAGAAGCAACUGUGUGUGGAGGCAAAGCAGGAAGAUGACAACAGGGAGGCAAGCCUGUUGGGCGGUGAGUGGAAAAGCAAGAACGAAGGGGAGCUGUGUGGGAAUUUCUCAGGAAGAGCCAAGUGUGAAGAGCUGAAAGAGAAUUUCUGGAGCCAAGAGAGACCUGCGUCCCUCCCUCGCCUGGGUGGAGACUUCCACGAAACCCUGGUCCAAAAGGAAAACCAAACAGAAAAAAGAGGGAACGGGUGUCCCAGUGAUCACUGGGGAAUCCACAUAGAGGAGAAACAAAAUAAAACCACCAUAUUUGGGAGGGACUUUAUUGAGAGCAGACAGCUUACCAAAUGUGCAACUCUCCAGAAGGAGGAAAACUCAUAUAUAUGUCUGGAUGGUGGAGAGAGUUUCAGUCACGGUUCAGAUCUUAGAUCACAUCAAGAUGCCCCCAGAGGUGACGAACGGUAUAAAUGCUCGGACACAAACAAGAGCGUCUGUGAUCAGUCCGACCUUCCUAAACAUCCGAGAAUCCCCAAAGGGGAGAAGCAGUAUAAAUGCUUGGAGUGUGGGAAGUGCUUCGGUCGGAGCGCGCACCUAACUUCACACCAGAUAAUCCACACCGGGGAGAAACCGUACCAGUGCCUGGAGUGUGGGAAGAGCUUCGUACAGAGCGCCCACCUGGCUUCGCACCAGAUAAUCCACACCGGGGAGAAGCCCUACCAGUGCCUGGAGUGUGGGAAGAGCUUCAACAAGAGCACAAACUUCCUCAGGCACCAGAAGCUCCACAAAGGGGAGAAGCCGCACCGGUGUGCGGACUGCAGCAAGAGUUUCUCUGACAAGCCCAGCCUCAUCCAGCACCAGCGAGUCCACACCGGCGAGAAGCCCUACACGUGCUUGGAGUGCGGGAAGAGUUUCAGCCACAGGGGGAGCCUUAGCGCACAUCAGAGAAUGCACACAGGGGAGAGGCCGUAUACGUGCUCCGACUGUGGCAAGAGCUUCCGUGACCAGUCGAGCCUUAUUAGGCACAAGAGGAUCCACACCGGGGAGAAACCGUAUACGUGCUCCGAGUGCGGGAAAAGCUUCAGCCAGAGCACCAACCUGACUCUACAUCAGAGAAUCCACAAGGGAAAGAGGCCAAACAAGUGCCUUGUGUGCGGCAAAAGCUUCAGUUGCAAAUCGAGCCUGAAGGCCCAUCAGAGAGUCCACACGGGCGAGAAACCAUACAAGUGCUCUGAGUGCGGAAAGAGCUUCAUCCAAGUGUCAAACCUUACUGCACACAAAAGAACCCACACAGGGGAGAAGCCCUACACCUGCUCGGAGUGCGGGAAGAGCUUCAGCCGGAGCGACCACCUGACUUUACACCAGAGGACACACACGGGGGAGAAGCCAUACAUGUGUGCCGAGUGCGGGAAGAGCUUCAGUCAGAGCACGGACCUCACCUCACACCAGAGAAUCCACACCGGAGAGAAGCCUUACAAAUGCUUGGAGUGCGGGAAGAAUUUCAGCCGGAGUUACCGCCUCACUAUCCACCAGAGGAUGCACACAGGGGAGAAGCCGUAUAAAUGCCUGGAGUGUGGCAAGAGCUUCAGUCGGAGCGACCAUCUCACUUCGCAUAAGAAAAUGCACCCGGGGGAGAAAUCAUAAAAACGAAGCUUUUCCUACACAUAGAACAGUCACGACUAUCCUGUCUGAGAACCCUCUCACAGUGGAGAAACUGUAUAAAUGCUCAGAGUUUAGCAAAAAAAACCACCACCCUGUAACAGUGGAACCUUGGUUUUCGAAUGUAAUCCGUUCCGGAAGACCGUUCGACUUCCGAAACGUUUGAAAACCAAGGCACAAAGGCUGGCCUGCAAUUUCAAUGGAGAAAAUUUUAAAAAAACCUCAGCAGAAGCCGUUCAACUUCCGAGGCGUGUUCAAAAACAGAAGCAAUUACUUCCGGGUUUUCGGCAUUUGAAAACUGAAACGUUCAGCUUCUGAGAUGCUCGAAAACCGAGGUUCCACUGUACUUUAAAUAAAGUCUGGCGAUGUGUCUUAGAAGUUGGAUGGUGUGUGUGGGGGAGAGUUGUUUCAAAAAUUGGAAUCAAAGCAGAACAGAUCCUGAGGACAGGAAAAAUUUGAAAAUACCCUGCCAAUUCUCCAGCAAGCAAUUAAAUUGCCAAAGCAGGCAGUAUUCCAGCUGCUUUUCAGAUAUAUACUGUAAAGGUUUUGUGUCAGCCGUCACCUUAUGUAAAAACUACAUAAAAAGAGUUUUCCUUUAUUUUAUUUUUAAACAUAAUGUGCUGUUAUAUUCACCUCGUAUUUAUCUAAGCAGGCAGCAAACUCUCCUUUACAGAUCUUUCUCCUCUGGAUAGAUUUGCAUGCUGAUAUGUUAACGAGUUCAGGGUUGUUUUCAAGCAACAACAACAAUAAACAAUGUUAAAACAUUUCUCGGAGGAGGUUGUGCUUUGUGGGAGCGAUUCCCAGAGGCAGUAAUGUCUCUGAGUACCAGUCGCUAGAAACUACAGGAGGGGAGAUUUGCUGCUACACUCAGGUCCUGCUUCCAGGCUUGCCAUCAGGUCAUCUGCUCAGCCCCUGUAGGAAAAGGAUGCUGGACUAGAUGGGCCCUUGACCUGACCCAGCUGCCAUGCGCUUAUGCUCUUAUAUGUGUUAUGUGAGCUGGUUUCAGGUGGCCUGCAGCAGUAUCUGUGCAUAUGUGGUUGAAGCCAGGACGUGACAUGUUCCAUCACAUUUCCAAACAUUAAUAAUAAUAAUAAUAAUGUUAUUAUUUAUACCCCAUCCAUCUAGAUGGGUUUCCUCUGGGCGGCUCCCAACAGAAUAUUAAA
Molecule: messenger RNA, 3839 nt
Organism: Zootoca vivipara (common lizard)
Lineage: Eukaryota; Metazoa; Chordata; Lepidosauria; Squamata; Lacertidae
Biological process (GO): negative regulation of transcription by RNA polymerase II; regulation of immune system process; regulation of cytokine production
Cellular component (GO): nucleoplasm
Molecular function (GO): DNA-binding transcription repressor activity, RNA polymerase II-specific; RNA polymerase II cis-regulatory region sequence-specific DNA binding
Source: RefSeq, a predicted model, not a curated record